GUCAUUCAGUCGCCAGUGCAGGCGCAGGCGCACGUUCGCACGCAUCUGACCCACUCCCGCGCUACGCGGUCGCGGGUACACAAAGCGUUUUUUAAUUUAAAAAUAAAAACAGAAAAAUUGUGGAUUUUCCUUAAAUUGGAUUUUUUUAAAUAUAACAAAUGUGACAUUUUUGUAUAAUUUUUUAAAGUAUAAUGUUUUGUCGCGAAUAUUUAUUUGUUAUUGGACUUAUUUUUCGGGCAACGUCCGUGUCACCGAUCGCUGAAAUAGAUGCGGAUAAUGAGGUGCUACAUUUAAUAGGCGAGCCGGAUUUUCGUGAUGUUCGCCUUCGUUGGGAGUAUGGUCAGGCGGAGGAGGAGGGCCGACCGCGGCUAUUGGCUUUCCAGGUGCACUACUGCGAGCUUCAGGCUUGGGGACAGUAUCGUUGCCGAACCAAAGUGAUUGAUAACCCUGAAGAAGACAAAACAGCAAGAACUCUAAAUGGGGAUGCUUCUACAACGACGGUAAUGCCGCCAGGAACGCGGCGUGGGCACACAUACAGCACGCGCAUCAAGGGCCUGCGUAUGGCGACUACGUACUCGUUCGAAGUGCGGCCCGUGCGGCGGGACGCGCGUGACCUCGCCGACCCCCACUCGAUUGGCUCCAAGAUAAUUAUUGUACCCACUAAAGGAUUUUCAGCCCGAGCCACGCAAUGUCUUCCCCACGCAAGCGAAGUGGAAGUGGCCACGGGUCCUUUCUUUGGUGGACGUAUUGCUGUGGAGGCCGCAGACGGCGGACCCGAACGGUGUUCCCUCCAGGGCAAUCCUAAUAGUGCACAAGACGCGUACAUUCUGCGCAUUCACCACGAAGAGUGUGGCUCCGAAGUAAAUGACACCACAGUCGCCACCUAUGUCAUUGUGCAGGAGAAUUUGCCUAUACUCACGCACAGCACUAGACGUUUUCUUGUUUUAUGCACAUACAAACCGGAGACAUUAACUGUUAGAGCUGGUAUCAACUUGCCUAAAGCAAAUCCUGGGGAUGUUUUACAACAUACGAAACCUAACAUAGGUUCUGUAGAGCCCUAUGAUCAGGAUAUGGACUACAAUGAGUUACAGCCGGCGAGACUUGAAGCCCAAAAGGAAGAAAUUGAACAAAGUUCGUACGGUGUGAUUGGCGAAGUAUCUUUGGUUAUGUUCUUAGUGGUCGCAGCUUUUGGCGGACUUGCUUUCCUGAUUUGGAAGAUGGUGCCUCAAGCAGACCGUGAUAACAUAUCUAUAGGGACAGUGUCAACUCUCUCUCGGAGUAGUAUUUUUGGAAGCCGAAAUAGAGAUCGAUUCACUGAUCAAAGCUCAAUUUACUCAAUUACAUUGUCAGAAAAAGACGAAAGCUUUGUAAAAAAACCAAACGAAGGUGAUAAUACGUCUGAGGCGUAAAUAGUUUUAUCCUUUUCAGGAUUUGAUUGCAGUACUUAAGUGCACUUUAUCGCGUAUUGUAUUAACCAAGAAGCACAUUAGUUUGCAGCUAGUAAUUUGAC
Hyposmocoma kahamanoa is the source of this 1510-nucleotide messenger RNA. RefSeq lists its product as uncharacterized. The record is from RefSeq and is a predicted model, not a curated record. Bases 192 to 1409 code for a protein of 405 amino acids. The transcript is spliced from 6 exons. Lineage: Eukaryota; Metazoa; Arthropoda; Insecta; Lepidoptera; Cosmopterigidae.